GUGUGAAGCAGAGCCGGCUGGUGCAGUUAACCGCGCGAUCAUUCAAGGGGGUGCGUGUUCGAUUUAACAAGCUUGGUAUAUUGCCCUUAAAAGUUAUUCCGGGCAGUAGUUAAUGGAACCGUAAAAUAACCCCCUCCCCUCCAUGCUUUUCCCGUGAGCUGUCCCAUUUUGUAUGGAAUCUGCACACACCUGCGCCAGAAAGCCCCAGGGUUCAACCAUGGAUCAUGCAGCAGGUGACGCCGGAUCUGACAAAGUCAUGUUGGGGGGAGGGGUGAUAUGGAAUAAAAUAAUUAUGUUUCUGUUUGCUGCAAACACCGGCCUGUUUGAACAACUGGGGACAACUAUUCAAGCGCUAAUGUGAAGAGUUGCCCUUAUUUGCUGAGGUGUAUGAGAGAAGACCACACUGUGACAUGCUUGCUCUAGUCUCAGCCUCAGCACAGUCUUGCUCGGUUUCCCAGGCAAAUUAAAGUGAAACUCCACCCAAAAACAGAAUGAAAAAAAGAGUUGAUAGAUCACACACGGAAGACUGAAUGAAUCAAGUGGGGACUUCAUGCCUACAAGCUCUUUAAUCAGCCAGCUAGACCCUGAAUUCUGACAUGGAGCAAGCAGAAAAUUUGAAUGGAAAUAUAUACAAGGGAUAUUGUGACGAUAACAAAGGGGACCAGGAGAAUUUUCAGACUGGUGAAAAUGACAAAGGCGGUAAUGCUCCUUAUUUUGUGGAAACCCCUUACGGCUACCAGUUAGAUUUGGAUUUUCUUAAAUAUGUGGAGGACAUACAAAAAGGAAACACUAUCAAAAAAGUCUCUCUUCUGAAAAAGCGUAAGCUGGUUCCAAACUUUGCAGAGGGUAGGAAUCCUCCCAGCCAAGAAGCUGGUUGGCCCUCAACAGACUCUCUCUCAUCUUCCAACAGCGAUGACAAUAAACAUUCUCCUUCUCUGUUAACUCGGAGACAUACUGUUUCUAACACUGCCAGGCCAUCGUCUCAAGAAGCAUCUCCGAGUUUUCUGACUGUGCCUGAGAAUAAGCAAUUGCCACCUCCUUCUCCCCAGAUACCCCAGCACAAUUUUCAUGUUACCAAAACUUUAAUGGAAACUCGAAGAAGGCUAGAGCAGGAAAAAAUCAUCAUGCAGGUCGCUUCUUCCUACAACGAUAUACGUCGGCCGAGGCUCGCUAGUUUUGGUGGCAUGGGAUCUACUGGUUCACUGUCAUCUGUUACAGGAACUACAGGUCACAACUUAACUGCACAACAGCUUCAAAAUGGACACCAAGCCAAUGGAGAUUACAGUGUCUUAUUUGCCUCAUCUUUAGGAAGCUCCAUACGUCACAGCCCACUAAGUUCUGGUAUCUCUACCCCUGUGACUAACGUUAGCCCCAUGCAUCUCCAUCACAUCAGAGAACAGAUGGCUAUUGCACUAAAGCGUUUAAAAGAACUCGAAGAACAGGUUAAAACGAUCCCCGUACUGCAGGUUAAGAUUUCAGUAUUACAGGAAGAGAAAAGGCAGCUUAUGUCAGAAAUCAAAAGCCAGAAGCUAAGCAACCAAAAAGACACUGCAGGUUUCCGGAAGAGAUCUUACAGUGCAGGAAAUGCUGCCUGUUUUGAACCACCGUCUAGGGUCAGAUCUGCUGGGGAGUUACAUAUCGACUCUGAUGAUGAAAUGGAAACGCCAGAGCAGAAUUCUCAGACACUUAAAGAGUUUAGGCAGUUGACAGCUGAAAUGCAAGCUCUGGAAAAAAAAAUAUAUGACAGUAGCGUAGAGACCUACUGCCCUGACAAUCUACCGAGAGAGAUUAAAACAAAAGAAAAAGGCAGCAGGUCUGUUGCUGUCGGUGCUGAUGAAAAUAUGAACGACAUAAUAAUAUGUUAUAAAUCUGUGAAAUCUACUCGGGAUGCCUCUGUGGGAACAGAAGUGCAAGUGAAAAACCUUGGGGUUGGAGUAACGGAGGAAAUGCUCGGUGUGACUUCAGAAGCUGAAAGAGAAUUUGAACUCCAGCAACAAACAAUUGAAGCACUUAAAGAUAAAAUCUAUCGUUUAGAAACAGACUUAAGGGAAACGACAUAUGCCAUGGAAAUGACCAAACUAAAGCUGGAGAUAAAAGCAGCAGGGUCACGAAAAAACGUAGACAAAGCAGUAUUGGCUCAACCCCUAAUGUACAGCAGGAGCACAGAAGCUAGUGUAGAAAUGAAGGACCAAAGUAUUGGAGAUCAUGUUGAUGUAAUAGAUGCUUGUGUUGGUGACAGCUUACAAACUGUUAGUGUUGGUGUUUUAUGUAGUCCUAUUGUUCAGAAUGCAGCUGCGGGCUCCAACCUGCCAAUGAAUAGCUGGAUUGUGAAAAAGAAAGUAGAAAUGUGUGACACUGGAACAGGGAGGGAUCUUGACUUUUGUGACAAGUGUGUCGGCACUGACCAGGCGCUGUUUGAAGUUGCUCUUAAUAUAAAGGAGCCUGUAGAUCAGCGGGACAGAAAAGCAGAUCUUAAAGCCAAGGAAUUAAGAUCCGUAGGAUGUGGAGAUGGUUCAGUAGAUGUUACCAUUAAGCCUGUGAUAGAAAGUGUGUCAUGUGGGGUAAACACAGAAUUUGUGAACAAAGUAGAUUCUGCAGUGACCGCAUCACCUUGCAUGGCAAGCCAACAAACCAACACUGAAAUGGACACGGCAAGUCAGUAUACAAACACAGACACACAAUGUUUUGUUGAUGCAAGCACAAACACAGUAUUGAGCACUUACAGUAAGCAAACCAACACAGAGACCGUGGAGAUGCGCUCGGUGGCCAUAGGCGAUGGCAAAGUGAAGGAAGUGAAUUAUUUACCAAAGACUCGGUCCAUUGGAGUAAGCACUUCAGAUUGCGAUUUUGAGAGUUCAUCCUCCACACCCAAGACCAAAGACUUUGGAGUAGGACAUAUCAAUAUCAUGGAUAAUUUUUUGGUAGGUAUGAAAUCGAGAAGCAUAGCUUGUGGAGCCAGCGAGGCACUUCCGCUUGGCACAAGGACCAUAGCUGUAGGCGAUGAACCUUUCCAGGAGCAGGAAUGUAUGCCUGUCAUAAACAAGGAGUCCACACCUGACUCUCCUGCACAAAUUGAUCACUAUAUUGAACGAGUGCAAAAGUUGCUCCAGGAGCAGCAGAUGCUUCUUGCUGAGAACUACACUGAACUGGCAGAAACCUUUGGAGAACCUUAUUCUCAGAUUGGCUCCAUCAACUCUCAACUUCUCAGCACUCUCUCUUCCUUCAACUCUGUAAUAAAGUAUGGUAGCAGUGAAGAAUUGAGCAUCUCUGCCGUUAAGAGACAUUCUGCUGAGAUAGACCCCUCUGCAGGAUCAAAUCUAGAUUUCUCCCCUGAAUCAGAGUUCAUCAAUAAAUAUGCUAAUACCAACACUCAGACUAUUCCCCUUCAACAAACACCCACAGCCGAACAACAGGAGGUGGAGAAUAAAGCUGCCAGCAAAACACCUGCAUGUGCUCCAGCCAACCCCACAGCUGAGGGUGAAACAGAGUCUGUUAGUGCAUCUGGACAGACUACAUUAAAGUCUAUAAUGAAAAGAAAAGACGAGAAAAAGGAAUCCUCAAAUACUAAGAAAAAUCUUCAGUUUGUUGGUAUAAAUGGCGGGUAUGAGACAACAUCUAGUGAUGAGUCUAGUUCUGAUGAUAGCUCCUCGUCAGAGUCAGAUGAUGAAUGUGAAGAUGAAGAAAGCUUUAAUGAAGAGUCUGGGGAGCUGUAUCAGGGUGUAGCCAGUGUCACCCCAGGAUCUCCAAGCAACCUUGAGGAAAAGCAAGUCGAUGAGAAAGAACCUGAAAAAGUGGAAAUCAGGGAACGAUAUGAGCUGAGUGAAAAGAUGCUGUCGGCUUGCAAUAUGCUGAAAGACUCUGUGAGUGAUCCAAAGGCGUUGGCAAACAAGGAUGUGAGGCUGUGUUUGAACACGAUACAAAACGAGUGGUUCCGUGUGUCCAGUCAGAAGUCUGCAGUGGGGACAAUGGUGGAGGAUUAUAUCAGUGCAUUCAAGGACAUUUCCCCUGCUGUAUUAAGCUACAUCAUAAAUAUGGCAGAUGGCAAUGGCAACACAGCACUUCACUACAGCGUGUCCCAUUCCAACUUUGACAUUGUAAAGCUGUUGUUGGAUGCAGAUGUGUGUAAUGUAAAUCAGCAGAACAAGGCUGGCUAUACUCCCAUAAUGCUCGCUGCUCUUGCAGCUGUGGAAGCACCCAAGGACAUGGGGGUAGUAGAGGAACUCUUCAGCUCUGGAGAUGUUAAUGCCAAAGCUAGCCAGGCAGGCCAGACUGCUCUGAUGCUUGCUGUAAGUCAUGGACGUAUAGACAUGGUGAAAGCUCUUUUGGCAUGUGGAGUUGAUGUCAAUAUACAGGAUGAUGAAGGCUCCACAGCACUAAUGUGUGCAAGUGAACAUGGACAUGUGGAGAUUGUGAAACUGCUGCUGGCCCAGCAUGGCUCCAAUGCUGCCUUGGAAGACAAUGAUGGAAGUUCAGCGCUGUCCAUCGCUCUGGAUGCUGGGCAUAAAGAUAUAGCAGUUAUUCUCUAUGCACAUUUAAAUUUUUCCAAAACACCGUCACCCGGCACACCCAGACUCAGCAGAAAGUUUCCUCCAAGUCCAACACAAAGAGGCCCUGUUGACCAUUGAAGCUUAGAUGAAACGUUUCCAUUCUUCUCUCCUCUCUGGGAGCUGCUGCUAACUGUUCAUACUGACAGAUACUGAAUGUAAUGUUCUUGUGCCUGGAUGCACCAGCAGACAUAAGCGAUAUCUGUAUAUAUUAUUAGCAACUGGAAGAAUACGUUAUGCCAUGGCAGUGCCUCUGUGAUUAGCUAGAACAUGGACACUUAUAUUGAUGGACAUAUUUGGAAAGAUGGUUUCCGCCGAGACCCUGGAAUCCAAGCAUCAAACCAUGCAUGUCUUGCAUUGUGGGUAAAAGUGCCAUAUGCCUGCUGCCUAGUUCUACAUGGAGAACAUUUGAUCUUUGCUUCCCAAGGUUCUGAAAUGGGUAUCUUUAUCUGGUACUUACAUCCCCGGCAUUUGAGCUGGCUGUCGGGUGUUGGACGGGACGAGCGCAAGUGGAUAUGUAUGGGUGAAAAAGGAAGCCUCUUUCGGGAUGGGCGUAUUAUGCAAGUUUUAUAUUAAUUUAAGAAAAAAAUCUACAAAUGUUAAAUCAGUAUUUCCUGGAUAUUUUAUAAUACAUAAGAGAAAUAUGAGGUACAUGUCUCGAGUGCAUGUACUCAAACUCUUACGUUUUUAAUAUGUGUAGUAUUGUAUAAUAUCUGUAUAAUGUUUAUAAAAGAAAGUAAGGUCACCAGUUACAAUGUAUGUCCUUUACCUGCUAAUAUAAAAGGAUGUUGAUAUAUAUAUAUAUGCAUAUUUAUAUUAUAGCCUGUCUUGUUUCUUUUUCAGUUGUACGUUUUUAAAUGUUUGAAGUGCCUUAGGCUCUUGCCAUAUCUCCUCAAUAAACGUUUAUUAUAUUGUUUUUAUUCAUCUUA
Messenger RNA from Xenopus laevis (African clawed frog), 5473 nucleotides. RefSeq names its product KN motif and ankyrin repeat domains 1 L homeolog (gene kank1.L). Gene Ontology annotation, cellular component: cytoplasm; cytoskeleton. The coding region runs from base 597 to 4625 and encodes 1342 amino acids. The record is from RefSeq and is a predicted model, not a curated record. The transcript is spliced from 13 exons. Lineage: Eukaryota; Metazoa; Chordata; Amphibia; Anura; Pipidae. Gene Ontology annotation, biological process: negative regulation of actin filament polymerization.